AUGGCAUCACUUAGCUUACAUCUCUUAACAAUUUUACUUGGAGCUUUCUUUAUUUUUUUGGGUCAUCUUCAUUUAACACCACAAUUCUUUCCUGAAUAUCAUAAUCAAAUCAAAAAUGAAUUUGGAAAAUUUAAUAAAGAAUUUCCACUCCAUCGUCAAACUAAUUGGCGUCCAUAUGCAAAAAAUUAUCGUUUAGCUACUGGUAUAACUGAAGUUGUUUGUGGUGCUUUAUUACUUCUUGGAUUCUCACAAACAUUAGCAACUAUUGUUUUAUUAAUGAUAAUGACAAAUGCAACUAUUACAUUUCAAAAAUUAAAUUAUCGCAUCGAAUAUAUUGGUGCAGCAAUUUUCAUCUCUUUUCUACUUGUAGUACGACUUGUUUUAGUAUCAAAAUCAAAAGUUAAACACGCAGUUAAAGCUACUAAAGAGAAAAUUGAGAAAAAAGUUAAAUAA
Adineta steineri is the source of this 453-nucleotide messenger RNA. NCBI's taxonomy places the organism in Eukaryota, Metazoa, Rotifera, Eurotatoria, Adinetida, Adinetidae. The record is from the annotation of a GenBank genome assembly.